Messenger RNA from Orcinus orca (killer whale), 3107 nucleotides. It is a transcript of the gene MRGBP, whose product is annotated as MRG domain binding protein. The coding region runs from base 1700 to 2287 and encodes 195 amino acids. Lineage: Eukaryota; Metazoa; Chordata; Mammalia; Artiodactyla; Delphinidae. The record is from RefSeq and is a predicted model, not a curated record. The transcript has 5 exons. Gene Ontology annotation, biological process: regulation of transcription by RNA polymerase II. Gene Ontology annotation, cellular component: nucleus; NuA4 histone acetyltransferase complex.
AGGACCCCACCCUCCCCCGUCCUCCCAGGGCCAGAGCCCCUCGCUCCUCAGACAGAGCUGGUGGCAGGGAGCCCCCUCCGUGCCUCCUCCCUGGGUCCUUGCCGGGCCCUGGCCUCAGGGACCUUGAUGUCUGGGAUGUCCCACAGGGGACCAGUUGUUGAACAAGAUAGCUCUGAGUAGUUUAACGAAAAACACAAGCCUAAUGACGGUAGCUAGUUAUCGUGUGGAGCUACCUUAGGUGGGGGGUUGGGGGGUGGCCGGUUAAGGUCUUGCCAGGAGAUAACUAGGGAGCUGAAGCUCAUGGGAGGGGGCUCUUAGGCCAUUGUCAGUCUUGUGGAAAGUCCCCGAGUGCUACAGGCAGGGAGGUGACCGGGUCUGAGUCACAUUAAGAUGAAUUUGGUGGUUUCUGUGAGAACCAGGCAGGCAGGGGCCCAGGCCUCAUGGAACCCCCAGCUGGCCGUGUCAGAGGGGGAAAAGGUUAACUAGGUAACCAGGAUGGCAGAAAAGACAGGUGGGCAUUCCCGGCAGAGGAAUGGCAGGUGUCAAGGCCCUGUGGCAGCAGGCAUUGGUGCGUCAGGGAACGCAGAGGAGGCCGGGGUGUCUGGAGAAUGAGUGGGAGUGGGGAUGUCAGGUGACCAGCAGGGUGGGAGACCGUGCUGGGGUUAGGCAAGGCUCUGCCUCUCCUCGGGACUUGGGGCUGCCCCAGCCCCCCAGCUGAGACCUGCUGCACAUCUGUGAGGUGGAGAGCGAAGCCCGGGCCUUCUUGUGUCCAUAAACCGCGCUGCCAUUCGCUCCCUGUUGGUCUUGGGCAAGUCGUUUGCGCCUCGUCGUCCUCACAUAGAAAGGGGAACUGACAGCUGGGCCCUGGAACUGACCUCCUGGCCCACAGUCAGUACCCAGGAAACUCGAGAACAAGUCGCUAAACUAAAGCAGGCCCUGCAGGGGGACCGUGCCCAUGAGCUGGGGCCCUGCUCCCCGGGAAUUCCUGUGUUCAGCGACUUGAAAGGGCUCCCGUGCUUGGCACGUUGGGGGUCACCCGACCCCCAGGAACCUCCUGCACCCCGACUCCAGGCUGGGGGCCAGGAGCUGGACACAGAGAUGAGUGUGGCAGGGCCCCUGUCCUGGGGGGCCCUGGUGCGGUAGGAGAGACAGUUGGCUCUCAGGCACCGGCCCUGGCUCCAAGGUCCUGUGGCUGUGACGCCCAGCACAGGGCCCACGUGACACUGGGGGGGGCCACCCAGGGGUCUCAGCCCAGGACAGGUGGCCCUUCCCGCCCCGCUUCCUUAGACCCCAGCACCGCUAUGGAGCUGAUGCCUCGGUCCCCUGGGGCCUCGUAAACAUGAGUCUGUGGACCGCACCCCGCAGGUGACCGUGAGCCCCGGAGGCCUCGGGGUUAAACAUGAGUCUGUGGACCGCACCCCGCAGGUGACCGUGAGCCCCGGAGGCCUCGGGGUUAAACAUGAGUCUGUGGACCGCACCCCGCAGGUGACCGUGAGCCCAGGAGGCCUCGGGGUUUGCGAAGCUCCGGAUGCUGGGUGGCACAUUUACAUGCUGACCACCUGGCUUGUCAGCACAGCUCCCAAGCUGGGGACUGGAGGCCCUGUCUCCUGACCCACCUCCCAACCUAGAGACCCUUCCCACCAGCUCACCUUUCUCUUCGUCCGGUGGUCCGUGUUUUCGGGGCCUCUCUCCCUCUGGCAUGUGUGUGACCUCCCUCCAUUUUGCUUUGCUUACCUGGUUUCCACGGGGGUGGCUCUCCCUGCCUCCCUGGCUCCUUCCCCCCGGACACGGGACCCAGGCACCAUGGCCUUUCCUCACGGCUGUCGCAGGCUCUGAAGGCGCUCUCCUGGAGGGGGAGCCCGUGCAGCCAGGCCACGCCACAGCACUGCCUGACUGCCCCCGGAGGCGUGCCAGCCGGCGGAGCGGCCCGGCAUCAUCUCAGCACGAGUCUGAGAUUCUUCCAUUCCCAAAUCCAGAGAGGAACUUCGUCCUUCCAGAAGAAAUCAUUCAAGAAGUCCGAGAAGGAAAAGUGGUCAUUGAGGAGGAUACGAACGAGGAAAUGAAGGAAGACGUGGACCCCCACAAUGUGGCCGAUGAUGUUUUUUCAUCUUCAGGAAGCUUGGGGAAAGCAACAGAAAAGUCCAGCAAAGACAAAGACAAGAGCAACUCAGACUUGGGGUCCAAAGAGGGGCCGGACAAGCGGAAGCGCAGCCGGGCCACCGACAAAGUCCUGACCGCCAACAGCAACCCCUCCAGCCCCAGCGCGGCCAAGCGGCGCCGGACGUAGACGCUCACAGCAGGCAGGCACCGUGGUCACCAGGCAGUCGGGUCAAAUGCCACUGGGCCUGCUGCCUGCCCUCAGGUGCCAGAGGCUCCCGCGGUGCCACUCAGAUCGCCUGGGCUCAGAUGGCCCCUGACGACCGGAACAGGACCCGUUCAGAUGCUGAGACCCAAGAGGUGUGAGCCCAGGCCACGAUCACGCCGGACACUCGUGGCUUCGUGACGACGGCUGAGCUGCACCUGUGGCUAACUGUUGGCACGGGCCUGCAAACCAGGCUGCGUGGGCAGAGAGCGGGGCACAGCCAGCAAUAACACACCGACCCCCUCUGUGCUCUGAGGAGCCCCGGUCUUCCCGUUUGUCCAUCUGUCUACCGCUGUCAACUGACUGCGGCCUCAGGAGAGCGUCAGGCCGCGGGCACCGGCCCCUCCGCCACCCGAGAGACUGAGAACUGGGUGUUUUGCCUCACUCACUUGUACUGUAACGAUGUAUAUAAUUUGGUUGAUGUUUCACUAUUUAAUUUUUAAGGAGCCUAUUUUACUAGUGUUUUAUAUGGAAAAAAAAUACUGCAGAAGUUAAACCUGUGUUGUAUUUUUUCUGAGAUGUUUUGUUUUAAGGUAACAGACUACUGAGAUAAUUUUUGCUCAGUUUUUAUAUGCCGACACAGAGAAUUUGUAGCGGUUAUUUUUGUAUUCUCAAGUAACUUGCAACAGACCAAAUGAGCAUGUGGAGGGAGGCAGGCCGUGGGGCUGACCCGCCGCAGCCUGGGCCCCGGGCUGACCGAGGUACGCUUGUGUUUGACUGAGGGACAUUAAAACACAAAAAGCAA